This is a messenger RNA of Clonostachys byssicola, 1032 nucleotides long. The record is from the annotation of a GenBank genome assembly. NCBI's taxonomy places the organism in Eukaryota, Fungi, Ascomycota, Sordariomycetes, Hypocreales, Bionectriaceae.
AUGGAGGAGACAGCCUGGCAGCAAGUGCUCCGAAUCCAACUCUACGCUAUUGCUAUCGCCAUCUGGACCGCCGGCCGGCUGGGACUCAAUCCCUUCUAUCUCUCCCUGGUUUAUUGUGUCGUGGCUGCCAUUGUCACUAUCGGCGUUGCCCUCAUCCAAAGGGAGAUUGCAGACAAAGAGAAGGGCAGCCCACUCGAGUGGUAAGAAUGAUACCAAGGAAGACCUGCAAAACUCAUCUUAAACAACUGUGGUCAUUUGUCAAGCGAGGCUUUCGGCAUGGGGAGGACCAGGAGAGCGGGAACAGACAAGCUGCCCCUGAGAACCAACCGGCGACCAGCUCCGAUGAUGAACCUCCCAAGCCGCCAUCUCAGAGGUCUCAAAACCCUGCCGUGCGCGCUCCUCCUCAGCGUGGCUCUCGGGAUGGGGAGGACCAGGGGAGCGGGAACAGACAAGCUGCCCCUGAGAACCAACCAGCAACCAGCUCCAAUGAUGGACCUCCCAAGCCGCCACCUCAGAGGUCCCAAAACGCUGGCGUGCGCGCUUCUCCUCAGCGUGGUCGUUCAAAUGAGAAUCUCAGCACUGGAUCGGGACCCUCAAUCAAUGCGAGCACCGGCCUUGAUAAGGGGAAGGGCGUCGCCGUCCAUGCUGAAGACGAUGAGGACAUUCCGCUCGCGAGACUCCUUUCCCCUCGUUCAAGCCUAGCGAGAGAGAGAUCCAAUCAAUCAAGCCCAGGACCAUCUUCCGCUGCCCCAGCACGCGAGGGUUCAAUUUCGCCCUUACCUGCGAGGUAUCGACGCAACAAUACAGUCAGACCAAGGCAAGGUCUCGGUCAAGGUUCUCUUUCACUACAGCAAUUUCCUGGCAAUGCAAAUGCGGGGAGGGCCCAAGGUGGAUUUGACCGACUUGCGUAUCUGCCGCCGACACAGCCUCAAGGGAUACCCAGGUUUUGUCAACUUCCCCGUGGGAGUAGCUCAGCCGCUCGUAGGGCCAGAGCACGCACUACGGAUAUGGGCUCAUGGGGAUUCUCCAUGA